CCUGUGUUUACAUGAUACGCAGGUAUUGUCAGUUCACCAUUCAAAAUGGCUACUACCAGGAUAUGCGUUUACAUCAUGUAACAAAUUGGAACGUUCGAGACGGUUUAAACUUAACAUAUAUAAGGUUAAUGUCAUUUAAAAGUUAAACUGAUGUGCGGAUGACAAAGGAGUACAUAGCGGAACAGGCCCACCACGAGCGUGUGUAAUAGCGACCUUGUUAUCGAGCGGCUGAUUGUGAAUGAACGGCAUUCUUCCGGAAAUCAAUUGAGAAUCUCGCGAGUCUGUUCACCGCAAGCAAAAGACAUUUGGUGUAAACAAAUACACUUAACCACAGCCAUAUCAGCUUAUUUUGUGAAAUUAAUUCUCGUUUUUCUCUCUGGAUGAGUCACGCGGUUUUGUAAAGUGAUCGUAUGGAUUUUUAGUUUGGGGAAAAAUUAAUGCAUUAAUUUUUCUUUAGAUGGCGAAUGAAUCACUUCGCUUUUAGAUAAUUUGACUGAGGUUGAUACGAUUUGGGACAAACUGUUGAUAGCGGAUCCUCACUGAUAUUUUGAUGACAUUGGUGGAUACAAUUAUAAUAACAAAAAUCCGAAACGUAGAUUUUCUCCAAGCAACAUUUUGAAUGCAGACUUUACAUCUAACGUAUGAAAGACAGCUUUAGUGAAACUUAUUGUCGUUGGAUCAAUACAUUACGAACAUAUAAAUUAUGUUGUGCAAUCUCAAUAUUCAUUAUCGGUUCUCAAAGAAACUGGUAACUCAUUAUUAUUAAAAAAGGUGUAUAUUUUUGUUUACUGUGGUGUGCGUUUGAAUGAAUGUUAACGAUUUACGAAAGCAUGCUUCAAGACAUUUAUCAUGCAAACUAAAUAUGUUGAAAGUAAGUCUUCGCUGAUUUGAUUUAAAUAUAAAGACUAACUAUGGCAACAGCACCAGCGGUACCGGCUAGACCGCUCAUUAAGAAUCGCCAGCCACCCCCAGCGGUGCCUUCACGUUGGGGAUCAUGCGCAAUUCACACCGGAAGCACUAACAUGGCCAUUUGUAAAACGUGCGCGGUCUUGCUAUGCAGUGAAUGUCUUUCUAACGUGCGGCUGGACCACCCUGAUUGCUCUGUUCAGGCUCUGAAUUCGGAUCUCCAUUGUUUGCUACACGAACUAACAUCUCGUCUAAUGCUACAGAUGGACGAGACGAUAGACGCGAUGACGAGACUUCAUCGCAGUCUGGCCUCCAAGCGUCAGCGGAUGGACGCAAAACGGAGUGAGACGACCACGGAAGUGGAACGAUAUUUCACGAAAUUAAAAGAAAAAAUGGAAGAAAAGCUGAAGAGAGAAAAACGCGAUCUCCUAGAGUUGCUUAAUGCCAAGGUAGCAGAACAGGACUCAGUAAUAUCUCAAAAUAUCGAAACCUGUGAGAAAGCAUUAAGGACGUUAGAAGAAAAGAAAACCGAGCUGGUCAGUAUGGGUGGCAUGAACGAUCAUGCUCGUGGGUCUCCGAGCAAUAUUUCAAUAACGAGUAUAAAAACUGCUCUGGCUACCUCGGAUGAAGUUAAAUCGUGCCUGAAAUCGAAGACGGGGCUUGAAGACGCUCGUAACAGUUUCAUGGUCAUCCGCUUCAUUGUGGACUCCGACGCCGAGGAAUUUAUGCUCUCAAAGAAAUUAUCCGCCGUGGAGGUUCUGAACUCCAAAGCAGAGCAUCAAGACCAGGGAAAUCUAGAAGAAGAGAGAAUUAACGAGGCAGCACGGACUGUGACCAGUGAGCACAGACAACGUAGAUCUUUAGAAGGUGAACUGAUGCAUUCUGCAAGGGAAUUGCGGGUUGUCUUGCCGGCGGUUACCAAUAGGUCAUACAGUGCAGAGGUACUAAUACCACUGAAUCCGUCAUCUUCGAACGAAACCAUGAACCAAACGGCCAGAGUUGCCUCAGGAGAAACAUCGGCAAGACUAAGCGUUUCCUCUUCGCCUUCCAAUAGCGAAAGGUCUUUACUUUCAACAUCGAAUAAUCAAAACAGUGACAGUGACGUCGCUCGCCAGUCUUCUUUGCAGAAUAUUCGCAUGAACGCAAACUAUGACGUCGCAUUGGACGUAUCGUCUGCGUCCAGUGGACAUUCUGAGAUUCAAGAUUCAUCGCCAAUAGCUCUUGCAUACACGACGCUUACCCCUUCGUUGUCGCAUCCAGACAUAAGAGACGGUUGUUUACCGGCUGAUAUUGAUUCCGUGGCAAAUGCGGAGCAUAUAUCGCAGAUUUCAAACGAAAGCGCUGAUAACCAGUCAGGCAUCACAGGCCACGAAGAAGACGAUCCACCGCCUCCGUACCCUGGUCUGCCACGCGCGUCCCCGAGACCGAAUGAACAGCCGCCUCCAUAUCCGGGACCCCCGCCGCCGCCGUAUUCCCAGACAGCGGAGCCGCACUCGUCACACGUAUCACGCUCAACUUCCGCUGCAAACAUCUGCGAUCUUCAACAGGAUUCCCCGCGUCCGCGAGGCAACAAAAUAACCAAAGUUUUCUCCGUUACUGAGGUCUACGACAAACGUUGCGCGGGGAUAUUCGCUCUGGCGGUUGUGAGAACCAAUUGUUUCGUUGUAGUUGACAGAUGGAACCGAAAAUUAAAGUAUUUUAACUCUGCUGGUGAUUCUUACGGUGGUCUCAUAUUCCGCGAGGAGCCAUGGGACGUAACUCUGAUAACAACAGAUCUAGUGGCUGUAACAGUACCGAAGUUAAACACCCUUUAUAAGAUUCAAGUGACUGACCAAAGUGUGGUUACCACCAGCACGGUUCGGACGCUGCGCAGGUACGCAUGCGUGGCCUAUCACGGUUCUAAUGAAAUGUUUAUAUGUGGGCAGGUCCCACAAUUCGGAGAACCUGUGAUUGACGUCAUAGGGCUCUACGGCGGACCGAUAUUGCAGUCGUUUCGUCAAGAUUCCGUCACACGACGUGACUCGUUGACGUUCUCGUAUCCACGUUACGUUAAAGUGACGGACGACGGUAUAGUGAUCGUGUGCGACUGGAACCUGAAGUGUCUCAUGUUGUUUAAAAUGGACGGCAGUUUUGUUGGACGAUAUCGUGGCACCGUCGAGUUCCCCCUAAACGAACCGACGGGAAUGACGUAUGACGCCGAAAAACGUGAGAUUUACGUCAUUGACUCGAAGCACACCAGUUCCGCUGCCGCUAUCCACGCUGUCUCUUUGACGUGUGAAUGUAAGGAUAUCAUUAAAUGGGACAACGAGCUGCGAGUGGCUCCCGCUAUCUCGGCCUGUGAGCCGGGUUUUGCACUUGGCAGCAAGAGCGGCGCGAUCAGCCUGUUCAGGCCAGUCUGUCAGAUAGCAUUUCGCACUGAAAGCGAGCUCUAGGAUCUAUCUAAUAUACAGUGUUUUCUGUUACACAUGAUUGCUUUAUUAUAAGAUCUGACGAAAUAUACUUGUUGUUUUUUUCUAACAGACUAUGAAAGAAUAUUUGUUACAUUCAUUUAUUAUUUAGGAAUUUUUCAUUGGACAUGCCACAGUAAUCACGUGUGAUAGUUUGCUAUGAUAUGUAUUAAAUGAGGCUGGGCACACCUUAUUUUUUGAACAAGAUGUAUACUGUCAGAUUUGAAAACGUAAAUGUAUAACAUUUUAAUUGUGUACGCGUUAUUACAUGCUGUUUUUUCCAUAAUAUGUAUUGUCUAAUUGUUGCAUACAUUAUUAUUUAGGCUGUUCACCACUGUAUGUUAUUGACAUGAAAUGUACUCAAAAUAACAAUGCGCUUAUUUUAUGCCAGCCGCCACGUUUCGUAUAGUUCAUGUGUUAUAUUUGUCUAUACUCGAUUUGGAUAUGUUCUUAUCCCUUUAAUUUUAAUGUAAUUCUAUAUUGUUUAUCAAAUACACAACAAUUAAUUUUUGUUAUAAACAUUUCUAAAUCAUAUUUUGAAAAUACUUAUUGAUAUAAUGUUCAAUUAUGCUCAUAUUAAUCAGAAGUUUUAUUGUUAUUAAUAUUAUCAUUUGUUGUUUAAUGCUGGUCAUAAAUAUAUAUUUACUGUU
Dreissena polymorpha is the source of this 4003-nucleotide messenger RNA. RefSeq lists its product as uncharacterized. Gene Ontology annotation, biological process: proteasome-mediated ubiquitin-dependent protein catabolic process; protein polyubiquitination. Gene Ontology annotation, molecular function: ubiquitin protein ligase activity. The coding region runs from base 912 to 3338 and encodes 808 amino acids. NCBI's taxonomy places the organism in Eukaryota, Metazoa, Mollusca, Bivalvia, Myida, Dreissenidae. The record is from RefSeq and is a predicted model, not a curated record. The transcript has 2 exons.